GUUUUUAUCUGUCAUACAUGCAAUUGUCAACAACAAAUCAAUUCCGGAGAUUGUGUCAUGUCUAGUUCCGAUAAUCUCAUGAACUCAUUCCUAAACUGUUUAAUUAUCUGUCAAAUUUGAAAAGCAUAGCGUGGUGCUACAUUUUUGUUCGUUAAACAUGAGUGAAGAACGCAAAAAUCACCCUCCUCAUCGAUCUAUUAGCAAAGACUGGGAUUCAGUUGAUAUGGAAAGGUAUUGGAAGCCAGUUUUUGAUAAGUAUGAUACAGAUAAAGAUGGAAGCAUACCAUUGCGAUACCUGAAAACUAUCCUGAAAUCUUCAGAUGAACUUCGCCAUGACUUUCCGGAUGAAGUUAUUGAAGAAAUUUUAGAAUGGGCAGACAUUAACAAUGAUGGUCUUCUAAGCUAUGAUGAAUUCUUGAGGAUGGUUCAUGCUCGCGAACUUGGAGAAGCUCGACCUCGAUUUCAAAGAAUAGUCAGAUUUGCUGCUUUAACUGUUGUUCCAAAGAAUCAGCAAGCUAUUACUAUACGUCGGUACAUUGAAGAAUACAAUUGCUAUCCACCUCCUAUAUUUCUUCUUUUAAUCAGUUUAAUUGAACUUGGGGUAUUUAUUUACUAUUGUGUGAAAUUAGGGGAGUUAAGUGCAUCUGGACCAGUUCCAAUUGAGAGUCUUCUUAUUUACAACCCCAAGAAACGCUAUGAAGCUUGGCGUUUCCUUACUUAUAUGCUAAUACAUGCUGGGGCUGUGCACAUCUUUUUCAACCUCUUAAUUCAAUUAUUGUUGGGUGUUCCAUUGGAGAUGGUUCAUAAGUGGUGGAGAGUUAUGCUUGUCUAUUUUGGUGGUGUUAUAGCUGGUUCCUUAGGAAGUUCACUAUCUGAUCCUGCAACUUAUUUAGCUGGUGCAUCUGGAGGGGUGUAUGCUUUAAUAGCUGCUCACUUAGCAAAUGUUAUAAUUAAUUUUAAAGAGAUGACUUUUGGCUGGGUACGUCUUUUGGGUCUUCUAAUUUUUGCUGGUACUGAUAUAGGUGUUGCUCUGUAUUCAAGAUAUGUUGAAGAUGAAAAAAGCCGAACCAGUUAUGCUGCACAUUUUGCUGGGUCGUUAGCAGGUCUUAUGAUUGGUAUGGUAUGCUUAAGAAACCUUAAGAUUAAAAAAUGGGAGCAAAUUUUGGGUUGGACCUUGUUUGGAGUAUUUUGCAUUCUAAUGCUAUUCACAAUUCUCUGGAAUAUAUUUUAUACUUCAUACUAUCCACCUCAGGUAUAAGAUUAAAUAUAGGCAAGAUUUUUUGCAGAUAUUUAUUUGCUAAAUCAUGAAAAUUUUAAAAUAUGCAUUGCUUUAUUUGUAAUUUCUGAUAAUAUAGUUCUUUUUCUAUUAAUAUGUAAAUGAAAUGUAGUGUGCAUUAUAUAUUUUGUCUUUUAAAUUGCACACAUUUUAUAUAAUUUUUAAAAAACAAAUGCUUUACUUUGGAAUUAUCUUGUUGUUUGUAACAUAUUUUGCCUCUCAAAAUUCUUUUGAAGUUGCUAUAUCUAUUAUAUUAGUAAAUAUUUUGUAUGUAGUCCUAGAUUUUAAAUGUAAUACUCUAAUAUGAUUAGUUUUAUAUUAAAAAAACAUUAACACAGGUUUCUCUAAGGUAGUUGCUUCUAUUGGUCAUUUUAUUAAUCUUGUUAUAAAAUGUUGAAAUCUGUUUUCAUGGGAAAUUUGGUCUGUUUAUGGUCUUAUUAUUAUAAUCAGUAUUAUACUUCUACCUUUUUGAUAAAGUAUUGUUUUUGUUGUGAAAAUGUUAAAAUAUUUAUAAAAGUAAUUGAAUAAUUUAUUAUUUAAUGUUGUAUGCUAAAGUUGAAUUUGUUUUGCCCGGUGAUUGUUUGCUAGCCACUAAAAUAUCUAAAGUGGCUAAUUUUCUGAAACAAUUAUAUUAUUGGGGAUUUAAUGAUUGGAUUUGAUGUAUAAAUUAGUGUAUGUUCUGUUUUGAUAUAAUGUCCACUUAUGUUUUUAUAGGUCUGAUGAUUAUUUAUAUAAAUUUGUGAUUGGGAAUGAUUUUAUGGAAUAUUGUUGUUUUAUACUUCUGUUUUAUAAAUCAGUUGGUGCUACUGAUCUAAUAAAGAGGGCACUUUUAGUAUUUUUGUGCUAUUAAAUCUAUAGAUUAGAUAAUUGCAAGUCAAGUUUUUAAAAGAAUGAGGUUGAAGCAUUUUCAGAUAUUUUGUUAUAACCAUUAAAAUAAAUAGCUGGGAAAUUUUACCCUGUAGAAAUAUAGUUUUACCUAAAGAAUAGUUUGAAAUUUUUUAUUUGUGUCUUUUCCUCAAAUUCUUCUUCAGUUUUUCAGAUUAAUAAUUCAUUUUUGAAUACAUCAACUCUUCUUUCACUUUUUACACUCAUAACCUCUUUCCUAAUGUGUAUGUCUUGUUAUGUAGGGAGGGGAGGGGGAGAAUGCGAGUCCAUUUCUAUAAAAAAGAUUUUGCUACGAAUUGAAAGUUGAAAAUAAUGAUUAAUUCUAAAUAACAUAAAGGAAACUGAAAUAAAAAUAAGUAUAUGAAAAUUUUUUGAUAAACCUUUUAAUUUAAAGUUAUGUUCUUAGCGAUUCUUGGUUGUAAUUAAUGAUGAAACUGAGAGAAAGUCCUCUAACAUUUUUCAAAACCUUUAUAUUUUUCUAUUUUAUAAAAUUCACCUAUUUUACUUUUGAGGUCACUGUCCAUACUUUUUGUUAUAGCCUGUGAUAGCUGAUAUGUAUCUCAUCGUUAUAUAUACUAUGAUACAAAACUUUGGUUCUGAUUAUAAGAGCAUUGGGAAUUCUGAUAUCAGACAUGACACAUUUCUGCAGAAAUGCAGAUUUCAGCAUUUCCCAAAUUGAAUUUUAUUAUUCUUGGGAUUAAUUUUCUUUUAUGUAAUAAUUUUUACAGUAUUUUUAAUAUCUCUAGCACUUUUUAUAUAAAUUUAUUCAUUUUAUUACUUAAAUAAUCACUUAUUUUACAGCUUGGUGUUUGUGUUUGACACUAUUCAUUAUUUUAUGAUGUUCAACUUUUUUGUUCCAAAUCUGUGUCAUGUUUGGAUAUCCUUUUACUUUGUCUGAAUCCUUGCUUUAGAUUUUUAAAACUCAACCUGAAGAUUUUGUUUUAUAAUAGACUUAAUUUAAAGAUUUAUGGAGUUAAUUGAAUGAUUUAGUUAAAAUGAACAAUGAAAACUCUUGCAAAAGUCUGUAAAAGUAUGCUGUGAUAUUAUAUUUUACUCAUAAAAAAAUAAAAGAAAAUGGAAUGUUUGCUGAAUUUUUGCUUUUGUUAUGUCUUAUGGUUUUUUCCUCCUUAAACAAUAUAUUGUUCCCUUUAGGGAACAUGUCUUAUCUAGGUUUUUUUUUUUUUUUUCCCUCUACUGAUCUUUUUUGUUUCUUUUAUAUACAAGUUAUAAUUAUGUGCAAUAAAAUAUAUAGUGACUGAUAAUUUAUAAAUAAUUAUUCUGAGCUUUUUUAAAUUUAUAUAUAUAUUUAUACUUCAGAUUUGUAUAACUUAAUCAUUAAAAAAAACAUUCUUAGUUAAAUAUUCUGAAACAUUCAUAUUCUUUUAUUUUUUGAUGAUGAAUAUGAAUGUUUCUGAUGCAUAUGUUCAUAUAUCCUUCUGUUACAUGUGAAGAAUGCUUUUUUUAUGUGAAGAAAAGUUAUGAAAUUGAAUGCUGAAGUUCAUAUUUCUUGAAAUUACAAACAUUUUUUUUAAUGUUAAGUAAGUAUUUGAUUUUAAUUAUUUUUAUAAAAGAAAUCUAUUGUACAAUCACUAUUCUUAUACUAGCUGAAAUAAUGGUCUUUCAUUGUUACUCAUUGCUGCUUAUUUUUUUUUUUUUAUCUAGUUCAGAUUUUUAAAAAUUUAUUGGAUUUUCUUGAAUACACAUUUGCAUAUUUUUAUGUGAUUUAUUAUUUCUACAUGGUGAAAGUAUUCUCAAUAGUUUUUACUAACCUUAAGGAAUUUAUUUAAUAUCUUUAAAAACAUAGAUUUUUUUUUAUUCAUUAAACUUCUGUAAUCUAUUGGAAUUUUAAUGCUUAAUUAUAUUGUUAGUUUUCUCUGUUUAAGAACUGUGAAUUAGGUAUGCAUGUUUGUUAGUUUAAAAAAUCAGAAAAUUUAAAUUGUAAUUUUUUUUAUUUGCAAAAGUUGGACAAACAGCUUGGAAAUGUAGAAAUAGUUCGGUUAUUCAAAGUAAUUCAAUUUCUUAAACUUUUGAAGAAAUGGUUUAUAAAAAUUUAUUAACAUAUGUAUUUUGUUUAUUUAUUUGUGAUAUUUAUGCUACAUUUAAUAUAAUUCCAUCAUGGAUAUUUAUCAAUGAUUUUUUUAAAAUACUAAAUCAUUGUUUUUAUUGUCUUAGGUUUUAUUAGUUGCUAAUUUUGUGAAUUUUAAUUUUUCUAAAAAAAUUAGAUUUGAAAAAUUUCUGAUUAUGAUUAUAAAUUAAAGAAAAUUAAUUGCUUAUAUUUCCAUUAUUGUACUAAGUUUAAAUUUUUAGUUAUUUAUUAAUUUUUUAUUCCACUUAUUUAUAUAAGUAUGCUAAUUAUUUCAAUGUGAAGAUUCAUUAAAAAUGUUUUAUUCAUAUAUCUUAAAUCAUUUGGAGUUAUUUUGUGAACCUUCAUUUAUUAGUUAUCCUGAAGAUAUAUUUUUAAUAAUAAACUAGUCAAUAAGGUACAUGAUUUAUAUGUAUUACUUGUUAACAAUUAUACUGUCAGUAGAUGAUAUAUCCAUUUGCUAAUAUUUUAUAAAAGGUGAUGUCCCAUUAUUCAUAGUUUUUAUAUGCAAUAGCUUAGUUUUAUUUGAAGGUUUUGAAAUUAUGCAAUUUAAUUCAUGUCAGUCAUAUAUGUUAGUCCUUUUCUUAACUUGCUUUUUUUUUUCCUUCUUACAAUUUGUAUAGUUUUGUUUGGCUUGCCUCGAGGAAAGUAUAUUAAUUUUUAAAAUUUUGUCUUAAUUCAUGAAUUUUCAAAAAAAUGCAAGGAAAUGACUUUUAACCAUUAUUUUAACUCAGUGCCUGGAGAUUUUCUCACAAUUAAAGUAAAAUGAAAAUGGUUUUAGUUGAUUUAAUUAAAUUUAAUGCUUGUAUUAGAUAUCAACAUAGUAAUUAAAAUAGACCAUAUAUUUUUAUGAAGUAUUUUUAUACAAAAAACAUUUACUAAAAAUUGUCCUUCAAAGAUUUUUAAUUAUUAUGCAUCAAAAGAGAAAUUUUGCAAACUUUUUAUAGAAGAUUAUAAUAAAAAAUAGCAUUUUAAAUAUUUGCACAUUUUAAGAAUUAUAUUAAAAUUUUAUUAGUUUCUAUUUGAAAUGAAAGCUUAAUUAAUUGCCAUUGACUGGACAUGUGUUACAGCAUUUGACCAUUCUAUUACAGUCAGCUUAUGUCAUACAACUGCCUUUGAUGUAAACAAGAAAUUUUGUGUAGUUAUGCAAGGUAUACCAAAUAUGUGAAUAGAUGUAUGAGCUUUAGAUAUAUGCUUUGUUCUGCUGAAAUUGCCAUUUUUAUAACUUAUUGUGUAAGUAUAUAAUCCUUAAGACAUGUAUAAUUUUGUUAUCUGAAAUGUGACUUUGAAUAUGUAAUAUCUAAAUCAUUUGAUAAUUUUUUAUUAUCUUUCAAAUACAUUUAUGGUAAUGUUUUUAUAAAUUUUAAUGUGAAUGAAAAGUAAAAAUUGCAAAUUUUCAAAUAUGAAACUAUUUUAGAUUCAAUAUGUAAAAAUAUAUAUAAAUCACAUUUUUUUCUGAUAUAAAGGUUAACUUCAUUUUUUCUUUAACGUGAGUAAAGAUUGUAGUAAAAAUUCCACUUUUACAUAAUUCUGAUACUUGAUAGAUAUUUUGACGUUAUUUUCUCUUUUUAUGUGGCACAUUUAGCUCGGCAUCGUCUAACACCGAUGCCUUAGUACCUGGUACACUAAAACAUGUGAGGCAUCAGUGCUAAUCAUGCUAUCCUUGUAGAUUGGAGCAAAAAAAAAAAAAGAUGUCAUAAUUCAAUGAAAAAAAAAUAUAUCUGCAUUUGUGUUCAAGAUGUUGAAAGUAUCAAUUGUAUAUUCGACCUCUGAAUUAUCAGCUUGAUUAAAAUUUCAUUUUCAACUUUUUUUUACUUCCCAUUAAAAAUAGAUAUUUUGUCCUUCUGCUUAUGCUUGGAACCUUAAUUUACUGGUCAUAAAAAUGAAUUUUUAAAAUAAAAAAAACAUUUAUAUAUAUUUUUAGAUAAUUUAAUAUAUUUAUAUAUUUUAGCCUUAUCUGCUCAAGGGAAUAUAUAUGUGUUUCAUCAUUAUAAAAGUAAAAUGACGUUUUAGAAACAAAUUAUUGUACUUAACAUAUAUAUAUAUUUAUUUAUUUACUAUUAUAAUUAUAUUUUUACAAUAUUUAUUGAUGUUAUUUGUGAAUAAUUAUCAUUGUCAUUAAUAUAUUUAAUAUAUGAUAAGGAUGUCUUGUAAUUCUAUCUAUACAAUAAAAUGUGAUCAUUUUUUCCUACUGCUAUUUCAUGUUGUUUUGUUCCUGUUUAUUAACAAGUACAAAGAUCCAUGAAGACACCUUGAAGCAUAUUUUCAUUUUCAUGUAGGGAUAUAUACCAUUGCAUUAUAUUAGAUUAUAUAUAACUAUACGAAUUAAUUUGGCAUGUUGGGAAUUCAUUUUUGGUAAAAACAUAAAAUUUUGGAAUAAUUAUCUUUGUGCCUUUUGUAGUUGUGGCAUUUUUGAUGGAUUUUAUUUAACUACUUGUAUUAUUUUUAUGUCUAUACAAAUGCUGUGCACAGUUUUGCAAAUUUUAUAUUAUAUCUCCUCAAUAAAAAUGGUUGCAUUAUAUUAUAGUAUUUAUUAUUUCCAUUUAUUAAAAAUCAUAUAAUAUACUUAGUUUAUAAAAUGAUUAAAAAUGUUCUUAAAUUUCAUUUGCAUUCCAUUUACAUCCAUACAUUCCAUACAUUUUUAUCAAAUUUAUCUUCAGAUUUAAAAAUGAAAUGAGCUGUUUGUUCUCAGUUCUCAAUUAAAUAUAUGUAUGUGUGUUUGUAAGUGAUACAUUUUUAUGUAUUUGGGGGAGAGGAGCUGUGCAGGCAAAAAUGGU
Molecule: messenger RNA, 7021 nt
Organism: Argiope bruennichi
Lineage: Eukaryota; Metazoa; Arthropoda; Arachnida; Araneae; Araneidae
Product: rhomboid-related protein 2-like
Exons: 8
Coding region: 158-1258 (366 amino acids)
Cellular component (GO): membrane
Molecular function (GO): calcium ion binding; serine-type endopeptidase activity
Source: RefSeq, a predicted model, not a curated record